Molecule: messenger RNA, 1053 nt
Organism: Aspergillus pseudonomiae
Lineage: Eukaryota; Fungi; Ascomycota; Eurotiomycetes; Eurotiales; Aspergillaceae
Exons: 3
Coding region: 177-740 (187 amino acids)
Source: RefSeq, a predicted model, not a curated record
CUGUGCCACCUUCAGACCCACCUCAACCUCAGCCCUAGGAUGAAUCCCUCAGAAGGCUCCGCCGCCCUUAUAAAGCAGGGCCCGGUCCACCAGUUUCCGGUUCUUUUCUUUCUGAAUAUUUUCCACGAGUCUCCCUCUAUCUGUUAUCCAAGUGAAUCGAUCUGUAUCUAUUAGAGAUGCGUCACGUCCUCAUUGCCCUUUUCGGGGCCACCGCCGUCAUGGCCCAAACCCCUGAAGAUCUCGUCAACAGCGUGCUGCCCUCAUGCAUCCGCUCUUGCGCCGUCGACACCUUUGAGAUGGCCUUGGGAUGCGAUCUUAGUGAUACCGACUGUAUUUGCAGGAUGAAUGAGGGUGACAUUGCGAGCGACGUGCUCGACUCUAUCAUGGACGACCUGACAGACUGCGCUUCGAACUCGGACUGCCAGAUCCAUGAGCUCGAGGGCCUCUCGGGCUUGGACCUUGAUGCAGUUGAGUCCCAGGCUCAGGGUAUUUGCGGAGGCUCCAGCAGUAGCGCCGGCACCAGCACCCCCUCCAGCAGCUCUAGUGCUAGCACUAGCACCUCAUUAAGCGAGAGCUUUAGCGAUUACUCCAGCAACAAAAACAGCGACUCUGGCGUGGAGACAUCUGACAACAGUACUCCUGCCCAGGAUACAGAUGCCUGGAGUAAUGGCGCCAUGACCCUUUCUGGCUCCACUGACAUCCUUGCGGCCAGUGUCAUGAUUGUCCUUGCCGCCCUCUAAGCAAUAUGCUACACUUGAUACUCUUGUGGAUGAUCUUUCCGCUUCGCGACAUAUUAGCUUCUGCUAUGGUCUGACGAACUGGAAAAGAUCUGAAAACUUGAGGGUACGUUACAAGUUGAAUCCCGAAUCGACCUCUAGUCAAUCGGAUUCGAUACAGAAUUAUUCGUAAACGCGUAUCUCUAUUGUCUACUGUAUUUGAUUAAGCUUCGACUUAUAUACGAUACUCCUCCGGUCGUUCACAUGACCAAUUACGAAACAUGGGACGCCCGGACCUUGUUCAAGCAAACCGACAUGGCCUGGUCAACGUUCUAUG